Girardinichthys multiradiatus is the source of this 10229-nucleotide messenger RNA. RefSeq names its product ATM serine/threonine kinase (gene atm). Gene Ontology annotation, biological process: DNA repair. The transcript has 63 exons. The record is from RefSeq and is a predicted model, not a curated record. NCBI's taxonomy places the organism in Eukaryota, Metazoa, Chordata, Actinopteri, Cyprinodontiformes, Goodeidae. Bases 174 to 9446 code for a protein of 3090 amino acids. Gene Ontology annotation, molecular function: protein binding; protein serine/threonine kinase activity.
CUUGCGUGACUUGCGUGAGUGUGGAUGAGUUGUGGAUGCACGUCAAGAAGGCAUAGUAGUUUUAGAAUGAAGUGUAAAACCUCAUCUAUCUUCUGCACCUGAUCGAGUAACAGCUUGAGGACUACAGUCGGUGCAGACCAGGGAGGUACAGCAGUCUAUAAACCGAUGCCACAAUGAGUCUGGUUCUUCAUGAUCUCCUGGCCUGCUGCAGAGGCUUGGAAAGUGACAAGGCUACAGAAAGGAAGAAAGAAACUGAACGCUUCAGAAGACUCAUUCGAUCUGAAGAGGUCAUUCAAGAAUUGGAUCGUAACUCUGGGACUAAAGCUAAUAGCUCCAAUCAGCUCACAUGGGAUGCUGUUUUCAGAUUCCUGCAGCGUUUUAUCCAGAAGGAGACUGAGAGCCUGCAGUCGAGCAAAUCCAAUGUCACAGCGACUACAUUGGCCACGCGGCAGAAAAAGAUGGCCGAAACGUGCAGCUUGGUCAAAUUCUUCAUUCGCCAUGCAAACAAACGUGGGCCUCGUCUAAAACGCAGCGAUCUGCUGAGACACGUGAUAGAGGUGCUGCAGAGUUCAUUUUGCUGCUCAGCGUAUGGAGAGAAUUACAGCAGCCUCCUUUUAAAGGACAUCCUCUCUGUCCGAAAGUACUGGUGCGACAUCUCUCGGCAGGAGUGGCAGAGUCUUUUGGAGUUGUAUUGCGGCUUGUUCAGCUCUUCCUUCAAAUCCAUCAACCGUGUGCUGCUGAGCAGAGUCAUCUACGCAGUGGUGAAGGGCUGCUGCACACAGGCCGAGGGAUUCAAUGACUCUUUGUUCAGCUUCUUCUCUAAAGCAAUGCUUAACGCAAGGCAGGAGAAACACCACAGUGUCCUGGAGCAUCUCGUCUCUGCUCUGAACAUCUUCCUGAGAUCUGCCGCCAUGAACUGUCGGAUGAGAGUUUGCCGUCUCGGUGAGGAGCUUCUUCCCUCUUUACUGAACGUCUGGGCGGGCAUGAGGCCGAGUGCGAACCUUAAGGAGGAGAUCGUGGAGUUCUUCAACCUGCAGCUCCGUGUCCACCAUCCGAAGGGAGCCAAGACACAAGACGCAGGUGCUCAUGCAGAGCAGUGGACCAGAUGGGGCAGUCUGCUGUACAGCCUGUACGACACUUUGGUCAGAGAGAUCAGCCACAUUGGCAGCAGGGGGAAGUACGUCACAGGGACCAGACACAUAGCUGUGAAAGACAACCUCAUUGAACUCACCGCCGACAUCUGUCACCUGCUGUUCAGCGAUGACAGUGAUGCCCAUGUGUUGGAGGUCACGCAAGCCUCCCUCAGAAGCACACAGAUGGCCAGUCCCACCCAGGGAGCUGCCAGCAAGCGACGGCGCGUUGAAAUGGGCUGGGACGUACUCCGUGACCAUCUGCAACCCCAGCAGAGUGACUUUGAUGUUAUACCAUGGCUGCAGAUUGCUGCAGUGCUUACCUCGAAGUACCCAUCCACAGUGCCCGCUAAGGAGCUGGUCCAGCUGCUGUCAGUGUUGUAUCAGCUCCUAGCAGAGCAGCAGAGAGGCAACAGGGGGCCAUACGUGCUGCGCUGCCUAAGGGAGGUGGCCCACUGCCAGGCCCACAUCUCUCAGAGAGCUCAGGUCUACAGGGCAGAGCUGGGCAGGCUCUGGGUUCGGAUAUGGCCCCAUGUGUUGCGUGGGGUCAGUUCGCCUCAUACGGAGUCCCUCAGUCUAGACCUGCUGGCCUCCAUCGUCCAUGGGGGGCUGAUCGAUAUGGACAGGGAGUUUUGGAAACUCUUCCGUCCAUCUGCAUGCAAACCAACCCAGAGCUCUGCACUCUGUCUUGCCCAGGCCAUGCUGACAUGCCCCAUCCCAAAGAGUGUUGCAUCUAGUUCAGGUUUUGACUUCAUGUUAACCCCAGAGGGGACUUCACCUAACCUGAAGGAGAGCCUCAUAGCCUGGCUGCUGAUGAGUGACCAGAAUGAUGAGAUGGAGGAUAGCUGCACACCUCACCCCAUUAUCUGCAGAGAUUUUCCUCAUAAUCUUAUAGCAAGUAUCCUGGUUUCGCUGACCUUCAAAGACACAAGAGUUGGGCUGAAGUUUCUGCUGGGUGCUGAAGGGAUAAAAAGUGCCUUUGUUCAAGAAGACGUUUCAUCCGAUGCCAAAGACAAGCUGGAAGUCAUUGAAAGAUUUUACCAGCAGUUCAGCUUCAACGCGCUGCUGCCGUCAGAGAUCAGGGCGACCCAUAAUGAGUCGGUGAAGACGGCGACAGAUGACAUUCAGUUGGCCGUUGUCCCCGCCCUCAGAAACAAGCUGGAGAAGAGCCUGCUUUCCAUGGCCGACAGUUUGCUCAGCUGCUCUCCUGAUUCCACCCCUCCUGAGUGCUUGGUGCGCUGUUUCAGCCAGCUGACAGGAGUGCUGGCAGGUUUCGUCUCAGCAGGACUUUUGACAGAGGAGGAGGCCUGUUGCUCACAGCUUUUCACCAAAGCAAAGGCUGUGGCCCAGGACCUCAGUGGGUUUAUUUCUAGCGUGAAAAUGAAAAUGAGUGAGGAGGGACCCAUGUCCACGCUAAGAUCGCUAAUGAAGCUUUGUGCACAGUGUACCAGCAGAAAACCCAUGGAUCGAGCUGGAUCAAUCUCCUCAGGUUUAUUUCUAAUGACUCUGCCUGCCAGCCUACUCAGUGAGCUGGCAGAGUUCUGCAAACUGCAUGUGUUGAACAACGUUCCUAAGCGUAUCAGCGUCACAGUUGAUGAUGAACAAAUGGAUGAUGAGUGUGAAACAACCAAAAAUCCUCAAGCUAGUAACGACAUCGACCUGUUUGAAGACGGCGAGGAUGCCCACAGCAGCACCAACGGGAGCCACAGACAGAAGGAGGACAACACUGACGCCUCCUGUGGCCCAGGUGCCAAAAGUCUGCUAACAGAAGACUAUCAGGGAAAACAGGACCUGGCUCUCCUUGCAGUCCUGGAGUUCCUGUGUGAGUGCGGCUCUGCCCUGCCCCUCCACGGCCUCCUUUUUAAACCUCAGGAGGUGCGGCGCAGGCUGCUGCUCUUGUUGAAGCAGAUUGACUUCAGCAAAGCUCUGCACCUCAACAUGUAUCUCGUCCUAUUGAAGAAGCUUCCUGCUGAGAACUCGCUGUCUCCAGAGGAGUUUGAUGCCCUGCUCCAACCUCUUGCGGACUUGUGUUAUUUGUAUCGUCAGGACCAGGAAAUCUGUGCUGCUGUGCUGCUCAGUUUGUUACCCUCCAUACAGAGCCUGGGGAAGACCAGUCACACACCCGAGGAGAUGAGACAUGUACAGGGAUCUCUUCUACAAGUCCUGUCUGGCUUCUGUGUCUUGAGCCAGACGGGGAAAUGUGUGGCGACUGUGCGAGCUGCUUUAGUUCAGUGUCUCGUCGCCUUGCUGGAGGCUGACCCUCUGUGUAACUGGGCUAUCCUAACUCUCAGAGGAGCUGAAGCGCAGCACUGUCCUGUAUCGUCCGUUCUUCCAUCUCAUCUCGCAGAUGCUAACCACCAAGUCCGCAUGCUGGUAGCUCUGUCUGUGGAGAGACUGUUUCUUGAUUUGAGACAAAAUCAGCCAGAUCAGAGGAAGAUGUUGCCACUAAAACACCAACAGGCAGCGUUUGAGAACAUCUACCUGAAGGCUCAGGAGGGGAUGAAGCUUCCGAGGGGCAGCUCCUCAGAGGACCAGCCGGACGAAGCGUUGAACCGCAAAGCCACCCUGCUGAGGAGUCUGUCUGUGGUGCUGUGCUGUAGCCCAGUGUGUGAGAAACAGUGUCUGUUCGCUCUCUUCCAGUCCUACAAAGAGAAUGACGUCGAGGAGGACCUCAUCAAAAAGAUGUUAUGCAGUGUGUCCAAAGUGCAGAGUUACAGGAGUGUGAAAACGUUCAUCACUUCUCACCUGUACUACCUGGUAGCAGAGUGGCUCUCACAGAGGCAGUCUGAUGACCGCUACACUCUUGGAUCUUUCCCCUACAGCCUGCUGGACCAUAACACAGUCAAAGAUUUCUAUAGCUCUUAUUACCAGAUGCUGAUCCCCCACCUGGUCUUCCUGGACGACUUCGAGCAGGUGAAGUCCAUCGGCCGGUGCCUCGAGAGGGACUGGAGGCAUUUACUGGCCGACUGUUUCCCCAAGAUGAUGGUGAACAUCCUGCCAUACUUCGCCUUAAAGGGCCAGGACUCGCAGGUCGCACAGCAGAGAGAGAAGGCCCACCGAGUGUACGACCUCCUCACAGAUGCCAGCUGUCUGGGCAAAAAGCAAAUUGACAGCCUGAUUCACAGUAAUUUGGCGGACAUCGUAGUGGAGCUGCUGACGACUCUGUAUGAAGGCGGUGCAGCAGAUGGAGACACAGGAGACCUGAAACAUUUUACUGGAGAGUUGGAUCCCGUACCAAAUCCACCGUACUUCAGCUCGUAUGUCAUCAAAGCCACUCUGGACUAUCUCAGCAAAUGCCAUGGCGCCAACCAUAGGUCUCUGGUGGCCAUUCUGUCUAAAACCCCGAUUUCCAUCCAGAAGAUCCUGCUGGCGGUGUGUGAAAAAGCAGCCGAGGCGACCAACAGCUAUGAACGCCACCGCAUCCUCCUCAUGUAUCAUUUGUUUGUCAGCCUGCUUCUCAGGGAGGUGAAGGAUGGUCUGGGAGGAGCCUUGGAUUUCGUCCUCAGAGACAUCAUCUACACUCUCAUCCACCAUGUCAACAGCAGACCACUUCAGUGUGAUGAGGUUUCCAACAGGAGCCUCUCUCUGUGCUGCGGCCUGCUCACCUCUGUGUGUCAGGCAGCACUGCAGUUCUGCGAUGACGCUCUUGACUGCCACCUUCAGGUCAUUGUGGGGACUCUCACGGCUCAGGUGACCAGUCAGCCUUUUAUUUCUCAGCAGGUGCUGAGUCUGUUGCAGUUGCUCAUAAUAGAGAAUCAGCAGAAACUAAAAGGAGCCAUCAGCAGGUUGGAGCCUUUCCCUGACAUCCCUGAGUUCAGGGAGCUGCGCUUAGUGCAGCACAAACUCAAAUAUAACAGCGGCAACUUCACACUGAGACAGGAAGUAACUCAUUUCCUAUCAGCAUCAUCGUGUGACUCUUUACCUCUGACCAGACUCGAGGGGUUAAAGGAACUGACUCGACAGCUGCAUCGCAACAAAGACCAGAUCCGAGAGCUGCUCAAAGAGUGCCACGCCAACCCCACUGACAGCGUGCUGGUGAAGCUGGUCCUCUGUCUGCUGCAGCUCUGCAAGCUGGCUGCCAAUCAUCCUGGAGGAGUCGACAUUCUAGUGGCUGCGGGCGCCUGUCUUGGCGAACUGGGUCCAGUUGACUUUUCCACCAUUGCACUCCUUCAUGGUAGAGACCCCUUCUAUGAGAGAGCCGCAUCUCUCUUCGCCUCCCAUGACUUGCAACAUCUUUACAUCAUCCUCAACUGCAUGAACGAUGCCCUCACACAGCAACGCAUUGAGGUGAGGCGGGCUGCAGCUCAGUGUGUGAAGAACAUCCUGGCCACUCAGUCUGGCAUCGACUUCUGGGGCCAACAUAAAGACAGCAGGGACCCUAUGCUGGCAUACCUCAAUCCAUUUAGAACAGCCAAAAACAAGGUGGUUGCAGUGAGUUCUGAGGAGAGUUCAGAGGCCAAAAGGAAGCUGGAGAGCCAGGAGUUUUGGAUCCCGCAGGCAGGGGGCCACAAGGCUUGGCUGAAGGUUCUGUGCACAGCGCUGCUGGAUAGUGGAGGGGUGAGGAGCGAGGCUCUGCUGCUAUCACGACCUCUGUGUUUGGUGAUGGUGGACUGCUGCCAGAGGCUGCUGCCACUCAUCAUCCACUCUAUCCUUCUGGACGACGCCAACGGUUUCUGGAGGGAACUGCUCUCCUUCCACAUUCAGGACUUCUUCAGCUUCUGUUCUAGGAGCGCUCAGGCUGCCAGUCGAUCCACAACUCCUCUCAAUUCUGAUUCUGAGUCGGACUCUGCAAGCCAGGGUUUGUACAAUAAGACCUCCCUUCGAACCAUGCUGGCUGUUAUUGACUACUUGAGACACCAACAGAGACCAGUGCAAGCUGAUAGUAACUCUUGCGGUACCGUGUGUGACUCCAACUUCUGGCUGGAGCUGAACUACCUGGAGGUGGCCAGAACUGCUCAAUCCUGCUCGGCCCACUUCACCGCUCUGUUGUACACAGAGAUCUAUGUGGACAAGAUCAGAGCCAACAUGGAGGAAAACUUCAGAACCAAGUCCAGAGCCACAUGCAAGAUCAAUUUCGAGGAGAACAGCCAAAACUUCACCAUCUCCAGUCUGACUGAGAGUAAGGAAGACACCAAUAUCAGUCUGCAGGAGCUGCUGAUUGAAGUGUAUCGCAGUAUUGGGGAACCGGACAGUCUUUACGGCUGUGGAGGAGAAACGAUGACCAGUCCACUCACCAGAAUCCGAACAUAUGAACAUGAAGCUAUGUGGGGGAAGGCCCUGACUUCAUAUGAUCUUCAUUCUACUCUACCUGAAGUUACCCGACUUGUAGGAAUAGUGGAGGGCAUGCAGAACUUUGGGCUGAGCAGCAUCCUCGCUACCUACAUGAGGGGAUUGGAGAGUGAAGGUGUAGAGUGGGGAGCUGAGCUGCGAGAGCGCCGCUUUCAGGCUGCCUGGAGGAACAUGCAGUGGGACUGUGAGCGGUCGGAGAGAAGUGAUCAAUCCAACCCUGGCUUCCAUGAAUCUGUGUUUUGUGGCCUCCAAGCACUGAGGGACAAAGAGUUCUCCAUAUUUGAUGACAUCCUGAAACGAGCCAGGGCGGCUGAGGUGGAAGAGCUCUGCAGAGGCACUUUAGAGGCGGUGUCUUCUCUGUAUCCGGCCCUCAGGAACCUGCAGAGCAUCAGGGAGCUGGAGAGCAGCAAACACCUCUUUGUUAUAUCCUUCUCUGAUGUGACUCUGAGGGAGGUUUGCAGCCAGUGGCGGCAGCACUCCCAGCUGCUUGCGGACAGUGACUUUACUGUGGUGGAGCCUAUUCUGGCUUUGCGCUCUGUAGCCCAGCAUACCCUGUUGUCCAAGAUGGAAGACCCAGAAAACAACCGCUACCUCAGCUCUGUGCUCACGGACCACCUUAUGGAGCUGUGUCGUUUGGCUCGCAAAGCUGGGAAUACACAGCUUGCAGAGCGUGCAGUCUACCAGAUGAAGCAGCACAGCGAUGGAGGGACCUGGGUAUCUUCUCCUGUGUUAUCAUGGCAGCUGGAGGAGGCGCAAGUGUUCUGGGUCAAGGGAGAGCAGGGUCUGGCUCUGGGCCUGCUGAGACAGAUGAUACACAGUCUAGAAGAAAAGGUUGAUUUUAAUCCAGCUCUCGCUCUGCUCUUCACUGAGUGCCUCAGGCUGUGCGGGAACUGGCUGGCUGAGACCUGCCUGGAAAGUCCUGGAGUUAUACUGGAAAAGUACCUGGAGAGGGCAGUGAAGGUGAUAGAAGGGGACUCGGGGGCCCGGGACCCCAGACUUCAGAGCCAGCGGACCGAGGCUUUCUUGUCUUUGGCUCGCUUCUCUGAUGCUCAGUACCAGAGCAUUGACAAGUAUAUGAACUCGUCCGAGUUUGAGAACAAGCAAGCGCUGCUGGAGAAGGCCAAGGAGGAAGUCGACCUGAUGAGGGAGCGCAAAGUGACCUCCAACAGGUAUACAAUAAAGGUGCAACGAGAGCUGGAGUUGGAUGAAACGGCCCUGGCCAACCUGCGAACGGACCGAAAGCGCUUUCUAUGCAAGGCAGUGGAGAAUUACAUCCAAUGUCUGGAACAAGGAGAGGAGCAUGACACCUGGGUGUUCCGGCUGGCUUCGCUCUGGCUGGAGAACGCUGACAUUAGAGGUAUCAACGACAUGAUGAAGAGGGGAGUGAAGCAGAUCCCAUCCUACAAGUUUUUGCCGCUCAUGUAUCAACUGGCUGCCCGCAUGGGAACCAAAAUGGCGGCCGGCGUCUAUGAGGACACGGGAUUCCAUGAUGUCCUCAAUGACCUCAUCUGCAAAGUGUCUUUGGAACAUCCUCACCACACACUCUUCAUCAUCUUCGCCCUGGUGAACGCUAACAAAGACGAGAGCUUCUGCAGGACGCGGCCGUCAAAAAGCGCUCCGCGGCAGACGUCACAGUUUGAUCUGGAGCGAUCGGAUGUGGCUCGCGAGAUCAUCGCUGUUGUCAGGAAGAAGCGAGGUGGGAUGAUCCGAGGGAUUGAGCGUAUGUGCGAUGCCUACAUCACUCUGGCUUACAUGGACGCUAGCAGGCACAAAAAUGAGAAGAAGGCCAUUCCCAUCCCUGCUGAUCAGCCCAUAAUGCAGCUCAAAGACCUGGACGAGGUGGUCAUCCCCACCAUGGAGAUAAAGGUAGAUCCGUCUGGUUGCUAUGAAAACCUGGUGACCGUUAGAUCCUUCCUGCCUCACUAUCACCUUGCCGGAGGAGUCAACCUGCCGAAGAUCAUCGACUGUGUGGGCUCUGAUGGCAAGAGUAGGAGACAGCUGGUCAAAGGUCAGGACGACCUACGGCAGGACGCAGUGAUGCAGCAGGUCUUCAGCAUGUGCUCCAUGCUGCUGCAGCGCAACACAGACACUCGCAAAAGAAAGCUGAACAUCAGGCGAUACAAGGUGGUGCCGUUUUCGCAGCGCAGCGGCGUGUUGGAGUGGUGCUCGGGCACGAUGCCCAUUGGGGAGUUCCUGGUGGAUCCCAAUAAAGGAGCUCACAAACGCUUCCGGCCUCAGGACUGGACCAGCCUGGCCUGCCGAAAGAAGAUGAUGGAAGCGCAGAGGCAGGGUUUUGACAAGAAGCUUGAGGCCUACAGUGAGGUGUGCAAGAAGUUUAGACCAGUCUUUAGGUACUUCUGCAUGGAGCGAUUCCUGGAUCCCGCGGUGUGGAUGGAGAAGCGGCUGGCUUACACGCGCAGUGUGGCCACAUCCUCCAUAGUUGGCUACAUUGUCGGCCUGGGCGACAGACAUAUCCAGAAUAUCCUGAUUGAUGAACAGACCGCUGAACUAGUGCACAUCGACUUAGGUGUGGCCUUCGAGCAGGGGAAGAUCCUCCCCACCCCCGAGACUGUCCCCUUCAGACUCUCCAGAGACAUAGUGGACGGGAUGGGGAUCACUGGAGUGGAGGGGGUCUUUAGGAGAUGCUGUGAGAAGACGAUGGAGGUGAUGAGGAGCUCUCAGGAAGCUCUGUUGACGAUUGUAGAGGUGCUGCUGUAUGACCCUCUCUUUGACUGGACAAUGAACCCUCUGAAGGCAUUUUACCUGCAGCACGACGAGCAGCAGGAGCUGAACGCCACCCUGAACUCCACGAUAGGAGAAGACCUCGACAACCAUCGUAAAUCCAGUGACAGUCAGAGCUUCAACAAGGUGGCGGAGAGGGUGCUGCUGCGGCUGCAGGAGAAGCUGAAAGGGGUGGAGGAGGGAACGGUGCUCAGCGUUGGGGGGCAGGUCAAUCUGCUCAUUCAACAAGCCAUGGACCCCACAAACCUCAGCAGACUGUUUCACGGAUGGCAGGCCUGGGUGUAACCCCUGAGAGAAAGGCUCCCAUUGAGGCUGGUUGUGCUCCUGCAGAACUCGUCUUCAGCAGAUCAGGACUGGACCGGCUUUGAUAAUCAGCCUCUGCCAACUGUUGCACUUUAUUACAAAGUCAUGCAUUGAAUGUAGCUGUGCUUGAAAAGGUGUAACGGACAGAUGUUCUGCAAAAGAGCUUGGUUUUUGUUUGUAAAUGAUUAUCUUUACCUGUGUUUGACCCAGUUUCAUGUCAAUAUUGACUAAGGUGGGAUGGUGAGACCUAUGCCACUGACUAUCCCAAGAGCAGACUUUAUGAAUGUACAAAACAUUUAGCCUGUGCAGUGCAUUUAAUCCUUAUUUAGCAGUUUUUAUUCACUUUGGAUUUUUCCUUCCUACUUUAUUAGAUUACUGAAGGUCUUAUUUCUCAGAGCUUAAAGUAAUGAAGAAGAACAGAAAAAUGUCAUCUUCAAUACAGUUUGUCCUUCAGAAGAGCUACUUUAGCCAAUAUCAAAAACUCAAUUUAUUUUAUUUUCUCUUUUAAUACCAUUGAUGUACUUUUUGGGACGUAAAAAAUAACGGAUCUGAAUGACUUGUGGUGUUCAAACACCUGCCGGCCAGAAAACUGAUAAAAUGGGAGCAAAGAAAUACGAGGAGAAGGUCUCGUCUCUGGUUUAAAAAAAAAACAGCUGGGAUUCAGAAUAGUUUGAAAAUGAUUCACUCGCAGUCUGGAAACGUUUGUAAUUGUAUUUGAAUGCUUGUCAUGUCUGGAUAAGCAUGGAAAAGAGAACAGAAAACGUC